CUCGGUGCAAUUGCAGACUGGAGCGCCCAUGGAAGCGGUUAGGUGCUCCGAGCACGGGAUCGUGUGUUUUCUCAAGACCGGCGUCCGCGAUGGCCCGAAUAAAGGAAAGAGCUUCUACGUGUGCCCGGCUAACACCUGCAGCUUCGUGCUGGCAGCCGAUAUUCCUGUUUCUCAUUGUUUAUUGCAUGAGGACUGUGUAGUAGGGCUUCAGGGUUUGCUUCUACCACCAGGCAAGGAAGAAUAUAGAUUGUUCUUCCAGUGCAUUAGAAGUAAGGCGGCGGGGAAGCAAUGGUGCGGAAGUAUCCCAUGGCAGGAGCCUCAUUCCAAAGAGCAUUCUGUAACCAACAAGUCUCAGCAUGCCUCUGAGCCUCUUCAUUAUCUUUGCACCCAGCAGAGAAACCCAUUCAAGGUCCUGGACAAGAAUCAAGAACCGUCUCUCUGGAAACAGUUCACCAAAGGCAAAGCUGAGGAAAAGAUGAAUGAUAAGAAGCAAAAGGAAAAGGGAGAUGUGCUCUUGGAUCAAAAGAAGGAAUGGAAGCCUGAACCCAACUGCUGGACGAAGCAAGAUCUCUCAUCUGGCCUGGAGGUAAAGAAAAAACAACCUGCACCUCAAGAGCAGCUGCGAGGGGAGAAGACAGAGUUUCAGUGUGAAGCAAAGGAGAACGAAGGGACGCACACAAGAAACCUUUCUGAGGUUAAAUCCAAGCAGUGCCAUGGUGAGGAGCUGAGGAAACCAUCUGGGUUUCUUCAGGAGAAAUCACAUGUUGAGAGUCAUCCUGUCCAAAAAAAAUCAGAGCCUCUGAGGGAAAAGGAAACCAAGCCUUUGCCUGGAAUUAUUCACAGUCAGAACCCAAUAAGCAAGCCCCGGAAAGGGGAACACGUCAGCAAAGAGCACCCCAAGAGCCGGGAGGCGAGAGAAACAAAGGCAAGGGAAGAGCCAGGCUCGCAGACCACUCGACAAUCGGAGCCCGGGGACGGGCCUGCACCACCGGCCACAGGGCGCUCCCUGGGACAGAGGCCGGAAGCAGCCUCCAGCCAUGGCGACCGUGAGGAGAAUAAUGCCGUUUUCACUUCCUCUAAGCCUCCCUUGCUCUUUGACUCGACUCCAGACUCACACAAGGAGGAGAACCUCCCGUUCCCUGGUCAGAGUGUGCAAAGAAAACCAUCUCCUGCCUCAGGUGUUUCCAGGAAGGUGGAGCCCUCAGACCCAGCAGCCCAACAUGUGUACCUCACAACACAACUGAAGCAAAAGAAGAGCACACUGAGAUCGGUGAACAUCCAGGCUCUUCCAGACAAGGGUCAGAAGUUGCUCCAGCAAAUUCAGGAGUUGGAGGAAGCCCUUGGUGCUCUUGCCCUCACCACAGAGCCAGACACUAAUGAGAAGAGUAACACUCCAGUACCACAAGAGAGAAGCUUCACCAAAAGUACCACUGACCCCCCUCACUUGGUGCCUCCCCAGCCCCUGCAGGGUCAGGGUCUCCACCCUCUGGGUUCUCAAGGACUGAAGGCUGCCUGCCCUGUAGCUGCUGAGGGACCCAGUUGGUGCUAUGGAGGUCCUACGAAACAAGACGGCCCUCACUCUACAUGGAAAAUCAUAAGUAAAGCCAUUGAUGAGCUGCACGCGUCACUUGAGUCUCGGCCCGGUGAGACAGUCGUGGCAGAGGAUCCAGCUGGGCUGAAGGUCCCUUUGCUACUGCACCAGAAGCAGGCAUUGGCCUGGUUGCUAUGGCGGGAAAGUCAGAAGCCACACGGAGGAAUUCUCGCGGAUGAUAUGGGAUUAGGGAAGACCCUGACAAUGAUUGCACUCAUCCUGACCCAGAAGAAUCAAGAGAAGAACAAACAAGAGGACAAAAACACAGCAUUGACUUGGCUUUCCAGAGAUGACUCCUGUGAGUUCACUUCCCAUGGAACGCUGAUCGUCUGUCCUGCCUCCCUGAUUCAUCACUGGAAAAACGAGGUGAUGAAACGUGUGAGCAACAACACGCUAAGAGUCUACCUCUAUCAUGGGCCCAGUCGGGAUCAGCGUGCAAAAGUCCUCUCUACCUAUGACGUCGUGAUCACUACCUAUAACCUUCUGGCCAAGGAGAUUCCCACACAGAAAGAAGAGGGGGUGAUCCCCGGUGCAAACCCCGGUGUGGGGAAGGAUAGUGCAAAAACGCCUUUGCUUCGAAUAGUCUGGGCUCGAAUCAUAUUGGAUGAAGCUCACUGUGUGAGGAACCCGCGAGUGCAGACUUCCAUGGCUGUGUGCAGGCUCCAAGCCCAGGCCCGUUGGGCUGUCACUGGAACCCCCAUUCAGAACACCUUGUUGGACAUGUAUUCACUGCUCAAAUUUCUCCGUUGCUCUCCAUUCGAUGAUUUCCAACUGUGGAAGAGCCAGGUUGACAAUGGUUCAAAGAAAGGAGGAGAACGGUUAAAUAUUUUAACCAAGAGCCUUUUGCUGAGGAGAACAAAAGACCAGCUGGACUCCACAGGCCAGCCCUUGGUGAUGCUGCCCCAGCGUAAAUUUCAAGUGCACCAUUUAAAGCUUUCUGAAGAUGAAGAGAAUGUUUACAGUGUCCUUUUGGCAAGAUCAAGGUCAGCUCUGCAAUCCUAUCUAAAAGGGUGUGAAGGUGGGGGCAACCAAUCUGGAAGAAGCCCUGAUAAUCCAUUCAGUAAAGUGGCCCAGGAGUUUGCUGGGCCCCGGGGGGUGGCAGACUCGCAGAGAUCCAGCACCCCCCACGUACUGUUGACCCAGUUGCUGAGACUUCGCCAGUGUUGCUGUCACCUGUCUCUCCUGAAAUCGGCCCUGGACCCCGCAGAACUGAAAAGUGAGGGCCUUGCCCUUUCUCUGGAAGAGGAGCUCAGUGCUAUGACGUUGUCUGAACUCUGUGACACGGAGUCGUCUCCCCUCAUUUCCCUUAAUGGUGAACAGUUCAAAGCAGAGCUUUUUGAGAACACAAGAGCGAGCAGCAAGAUUUCGUCUCUGUUGGUGGAAUUGGAGGCAAUCCGAAGAAAUGCAGUGUCCCAAAAGAGUGUCGUGGUCUCCCAGUGGACCAGCAUGCUGCAGGUUGUAGCGGGCCACCUCAGGAAGCAUGGCCUGACUUACGCCACCAUCAAUGGCUCUGUCAACCCCAAACAGAGAAUGGACUUGGUGGAGGCCUUUAACAGCUCCAGGGGCCCCCAGGUUAUGCUAAUCUCUCUCUCGGCUGGAGGUGUGGGUCUAAACCUGACUGGAGGAAACCACCUUUUUCUUCUGGAUAUGCACUGGAAUCCAUCACUUGAAGACCAGGCCUGUGACCGAAUUUACCGAGUCGGGCAGCAGAAAGAUGUUGUCGUGCACAAAUUUAUUUGUGAGGGAACAGUGGAAGAGAAGAUCUUACACCUCCAAGAGAAGAAGAAAACUUUGGCUAAACAGGUCCUAUCAGGAUCUGGCAAAACCGUCAAGAAGCUGACUUUGGCUGACCUCAAAGUCCUUUUUGGCAUCUAACUUCCUGUUUCUAGGGCUCCGGGUGGUGCAGCGGCGGGUUUGCGAUAGGGUCUGGAACAGUGACCUGCACAUGGACCUCUGAGCCCUCCUCGGCUUCUCAUUUCACUGGCAAGCCCUAGGCCCUCCGCAGAAGGUGGCGCCAUCUUACCCCCGGGAUUGGGCGCCAGUGAUCACGUUAACCACUUGGUUCUUCGGUCAGGUGAAUCAGUCGCCUUAUUAAAGGGUGACUUAGAAACCAAGGAAUGACUUCAGAAAAAAAGAACAUGCCUUAGAGUUAGAUAACUUUGGAAAAUGACACCGGGGGAGCUUCAGUGAAAGCUCAAAAAGCCCUCCAUUGCCUUGUUCUUCUCAGCUCAGUGGGGGACCCGUGUUCCUGCCCUUUCCAACGCCGGCUCGCCCUCUCUCCUGCCAGUGAGGCUGCUCCCUUUAACGUGUCUCUGGGCAGGGCAGAGAGAGGACCCCGAGGCCAAGCCUCUGCAGCUGUCUCCGGCCACACCGUUCUGCCGCACUGGCAUCAGAGCAAGGAGCUGCUUGGUCCCAGAACAGACGUCUGGUACGGGUGCCCUCGUGCCACCCGGUAUGGGGUAUCGUUUCACUUCCUGGGGUUCCAUCGCUUCCUGUUGCUAGAGCGUCAUGUGCUGCCUCUGAAAUAAAGUUUACUACUGGGCAUUUUUUCAGUA
Molecule: messenger RNA, 4146 nt
Organism: Callorhinus ursinus (northern fur seal)
Lineage: Eukaryota; Metazoa; Chordata; Mammalia; Carnivora; Otariidae
Gene: TTF2
Product: transcription termination factor 2
Biological process (GO): DNA repair
Cellular component (GO): nucleus
Molecular function (GO): zinc ion binding; ATP-dependent activity, acting on DNA; ATP binding
Source: RefSeq, a predicted model, not a curated record